Orycteropus afer afer is the source of this 2119-nucleotide messenger RNA. It is a transcript of the gene WT1, whose product is annotated as WT1 transcription factor. Gene Ontology annotation, biological process: regulation of transcription by RNA polymerase II. Lineage: Eukaryota; Metazoa; Chordata; Mammalia; Tubulidentata; Orycteropodidae. Gene Ontology annotation, molecular function: DNA-binding transcription factor activity, RNA polymerase II-specific; RNA polymerase II cis-regulatory region sequence-specific DNA binding. The record is from RefSeq and is a predicted model, not a curated record. Gene Ontology annotation, cellular component: nucleus.
AGCUGGGGUAAGGAGUUCAAGGCAGCGCCCACACCCGGGGGCUCUCCGCACCCAGACCUUCUGCCUGCUCCUCCCUUCCUCUUCCCGCCCUCCCUCCCACUCUCCCACCCACCCAGACGGAGCUAGGACGGCUGCCCAGAACCGGGGGCCCGCCGCCUCCUCGCCGCGAUCCUGGACUUCCUCCUGCCCCAGGAGCCGACUUCCACGUGUACUCUGGAGUCGGCCUCUCCGCUCGCGCUCCGCCCUGGGCCUGGGUGCUUUCACCAGCAGGAGCAGCCGGUGGUCCGGGCUCCCGGAAGCAUCUGGGCCAGGUUAGGCGCAGCCGAGUCGAGCGCCGCGCUUCUACAGGGUCGAAGAAGCCGCGGGGCGGCCGGGGCUGAGCCGCAGCAGAUGGGCUCCGACGUGCGGGACCUGAACGCGCUGCUACCAGCCGUCCCGUCGCUGGGCGGCGGCGGCGGCUGCGCCCUGCCUGUGAGCGGCGCAGCGCAGUGGGCGCCGGUGUUGGACUUCGCGCCCCCGGGCGCCUCGGCUUAUGGUUCGCUGGGCGGUCCCGCGCCGCCACCGGCUCCGCCGCCGCCCCCGCCGCCGCCGCCGCCUCAUUCCUUCAUCAAACAGGAGCCGAGCUGGGGCGGCGCCGAGCCGCACGAGGAGCAGUGCCUGAGCGCCUUCACGGUACACUUCUCCGGCCAGUUCACCGGCACCGCCGGAGCCUGCCGCUACGGACCUUUCGGUCCUCCUCCGCCCAGCCAGGCGUCCUCCGGCCAGGCCAGGAUGUUCCCUAAUGCGCCAUACCUGCCCAGUUGCCUGGAGAGCCAGCCCGCUAUUCGCAACCAGGGCUACAGCACGGUCACCUUCGACGGGACGCCCAGCUAUGGCCACACGCCCUCGCACCACGCGGCGCAAUUCCCCAACCACUCCUUCAAGCACGAGGACCCCAUGGGCCAGCAGGGCUCGCUGGGCGAGCAGCAGUACUCCGUGCCGCCCCCAGUCUACGGCUGCCACACCCCCACCGACAGCUGCACGGGCAGCCAGGCCUUGCUGCUGAGGACGCCCUACAGCAGUGACAAUUUAUAUCAAAUGACUUCCCAGCUGGAAUGCAUGACCUGGAAUCAGAUGAACUUAGGAGCUACAUUAAAGGGAGUUGCUACUGGGAGCUCCAGCUCAGUGAAAUGGACAGAAGGGCAGAGCAACCACGGCACAGGGUACGAGAGUGAUAAUCAUACCACACCCAUUCUCUGUGGUGCCCAGUACAGAAUACACACCCAUGGCGUCUUCAGGGGCAUUCAGGACGUGCGGCGUGUGCCUGGAGUAGCUCCAACUCUUGUGCGAUCGGCAUCUGAGAGCAGUGAGAAACGCCCUUUCAUGUGUGCUUACCCGGGCUGCAACAAGAGAUACUUUAAGCUGUCCCACUUGCAGAUGCACAGCCGGAAGCACACUGGUGAAAAGCCGUACCAGUGUGACUUCAAGGACUGUGAGCGAAGGUUUUCUCGUUCAGACCAGCUCAAAAGACACCAAAGGAGACACACAGGUGUGAAACCAUUCCAGUGUAAAACUUGUCAGCGAAAGUUCUCCCGGUCCGACCACCUGAAGACCCACACCAGGACUCAUACAGGUGAAAAGCCCUUCAGCUGUCGGUGGCCCAGUUGUCAGAAAAAGUUUGCCCGCUCUGAUGAAUUAGUUCGCCAUCAUAACAUGCACCAGAGAAACAUGACCAAACUCCAGCUGGCGCUUUAAAGGGUCCAAUCCGGGGACAGCUCUGCAUCCCAAGCAGGACUGUGUGUGAACUACUUUCAAAUCUGACUUUAAAAUUGCUCCUCACUCAACCUUUCUAAGAAAGAAAGGCAGUUCGUCUUCUUCAUCCAACUUCAAGACAAGAUCCCUUUCCUACUGGAUCCUACCAGGUUUGCCCAGAGGCGAUUGGUCUCUGCUUUACUGACUUUCAGUUGACUCACCAAGCCCUGGUGAAGUGGCUAAUGAUGUCUGGUUAGCUAAAAGGCCAUCCUUAAGUCUGGAUUUUCCACUGUAGUAAGAGCCAUUGUUGAUAAUGUUCCUCCAAUCUCCCCUUCCCUCUAACAUGCAUUUUCACUAGGAAUGGAGUCAUUGUACCAUUUUCCAUCAU